Leucoraja erinaceus (little skate) is the source of this 1875-nucleotide messenger RNA. Its product is annotated as LIM domain-binding protein 1-like. The transcript is spliced from 11 exons. NCBI's taxonomy places the organism in Eukaryota, Metazoa, Chordata, Chondrichthyes, Rajiformes, Rajidae. The record is from RefSeq and is a predicted model, not a curated record. Gene Ontology annotation, biological process: negative regulation of transcription by RNA polymerase II; nervous system development; positive regulation of transcription by RNA polymerase II. The coding region runs from base 173 to 1093 and encodes 306 amino acids. Gene Ontology annotation, molecular function: LIM domain binding. Gene Ontology annotation, cellular component: transcription regulator complex; nucleus.
GUACUGACGUCACCGAGCGUGCGCGUCGCCGUCUCCCCGCCCCCUGUCUUCCGCCGGAAGUGAGGGUCAAAUCGAGCGGCGUCGGUGGAUCGGUUACGUUGUCAAGGUUUCUUGCUCAAAUACAUUUCACUAAUUUUCCAACCUGAAGUGCAUUCCAGAGACUGAGGGAGCCAUGCUGGACCGAGAUCUCGGUCCGACACCGUCUUAUCCUCCUACAUAUCCGGAGCCCAGUAUUGGAAGACACACACCUUAUAUGUCGCAGCCAGAGUAUAGGAUCUAUCAACUCAACAAGCGCCUCCAGAACUGGACAGAGGAAUGUGACAACCUUUGGUGGGAUUCUUUCACCGCAGAAUUUUUUGAAGAUGAUGCCAUAUUAACUGUGGCCUGCUGCUUGGAAGAUGGCCCAAAACGAUACACAAUUGGGCGGACCCUGAUUCCUCGCUAUUUUCGUAGCAUCUUUGAUGGUGGAGCAACUGAUCUUUAUUUUAACCUGAAGCACUCGAAAGAAUCAUUCCAUGGCAACCUGGUGAUCCUGGACUGUGAUCUGUGCAGCAUGGUCACACUACACAGCAAACCUAUCUUCACCAAGGUGUGCACGGAAGGUCGCCUUUACCUGGAAUUUACCUUUGAUGAUUUGAUGCGCAUUAAGAAUUGGCAUUUUAAUAUCAGACAAAACCGCGAGCUGCUGUCACGUAGCAUCCUCGCGACACACGCCCAGGAUCCUCCAAUGUUGGAACAGUUAUCCAACAGCAUCACCCGCUCUGGUCUCUCCAACUUCACUCUCAACUACCUCAGGCUUUGUGUCAUUUUGGAGCCAAUGCAGGAACUGAUGUCCAGGCACAAGACCUAUAACCUUAGCCCUCGCGACUGUCUGAAGACCUGCCUGUUUCAGAAGUGGCAGCGGAUGGUGGCUCCACCUGCCGAACCUGUCAGACCGCCGACCGCUAAGCGGCGAAAGAGGAAACAAUCUGGAGGCAACGUGGCCACUGUAGGGGCGUCCAGUACCAGCAGUGGGGCCAGCAAAAGGAAGAGCAGCCCUGCCACAGGCUUCAGUCUGUCCACUCAGAUCCUCCAUGCCAUGCACCACUCUUAGGCUGAGAGGACAGACUCCUGAUCCCAGGCCGCUGACAGUGUCGCUGUUGCUCGGCAUCUGAGAGGCGUGUGAGAACGGUCCAGGGCUGAUGCUCACCGUCUCCCCGGAACUCGCUUCACGGGAGAAUUGUGAAUGCAGAACUACAUCCGGUCAGUCCACAGCAUGGUGUCGUGGAGUGCAAGUACACACUGCACAACUCGUAACAACCAUUGUGUAGGAACGAACUGCAGAUGCUGGUUUAAAUCGAAGAUAGACACAAAACGCUGGGUAACUCAGUGGGAUGGGCAGCAUCUCUGGAGAGCAGGAAAGGGUGACGUUUCGGGUCGAGACCCUUCUUCAGACUUGAGGCUGAACAAGGGUCUCGCUGAGUUACUCCAGCAUUUUGUGUCUACCUUAACAACCAUUAUCCCAUUUCCUGUCACAUAGAUAGUGAUUGGCGACCUUUCAUAAAAGAACAGUCGACUUGUUAAAAAUAAAAUAUUAAAUACGUCCGACUACAAGAAAAUUUGGACGAGUAAAUGAAUGCAAGUGAAAAAGGGAAAUGAACAAAGGGAGUGUCUUGUCCAUUUACUGUUAAUAUGUCACUAACGGAGCCAGUGCUGAUUGUACAGUACAUGUUGAGCUGUGCAGAAGGGUCCUGCCUGCGAUACUGAUAGACCUACACUUUGGAUGCAGCAGCCCACCUGCUUCUGAUAAGUGUUGCCCAAAUUGGACUCUGCUGCAUUGUGUAAAAAUAGAAAAACCCUGGAGAAACCCUCAGACCCAGCAGCGGGGGGGGGGGG